Messenger RNA from Macadamia integrifolia, 11736 nucleotides. Its product is annotated as protein SPIRRIG-like. Gene Ontology annotation, molecular function: protein binding. The record is from RefSeq and is a predicted model, not a curated record. The transcript has 19 exons. Bases 368 to 11158 code for a protein of 3596 amino acids. NCBI's taxonomy places the organism in Eukaryota, Viridiplantae, Streptophyta, Magnoliopsida, Proteales, Proteaceae.
GGGAAGAGCCGACCCGAGAAACUAUUCUUAGCCUUCUUCUUUCUCAAAUCACAACGGAAGUCGCGUUUUAGAUUGCAAAAUAAAAAAAGAAACAAUCAGAGAAAGCAAAUUAAAAAACGAACAAUCAGAUCGAGCUUCUUGUCGAUCAGUUCAAUCGAACGAUCUGUUAGUCGACUAAGUUGAAACAUUUCUUUUGCAGAAUCUACGGAUUUUUUGUUGAUUCUUUGGCGGGGGAGAUUUAGAGAUAGCAGAGUCAGAUUUUUAGAUUUGAGAUAAUUUCUAGAUCGUGCAAGGAGGGCCUGAUCUAGGGUUUCUUUAAUUGGAGAUGGAUCUCCGGAGGAGGAGCUUCUUCGGAUGACAUUCUCACAUGUUUCAGUCGUCUCGGAAAACGAUGAAAUGGUCUUCAUUGCUUAAGGACUUAAAGGAGAAGGUCGGACUUUCUCCACAUUCUACUGCAUCGUCGUCUUCACCCUUUGCCGCCGGCGCAGAAGGUUUUGGGUCGCCGAGAAAUGCCUUUGCUGGAUCUCCUUCAAGAGACAAACAUGAAUUGGAGUUGGACUUCAAAAGAUUUUGGGAAGAGUUCCGCUCGUCCAGCUCUGAAAAGGAGAAAGAAAUGGCUUUGGACAUGGCUAUAGAUGUUUUCUGUAGACUAGUGAAGCAGCACUCUAAUGUAGCUCAAGUAGUUAGCAUGUUAAUUGAGACACACAUUUUCUCCUUCGUUGUUGGAAGAGCAUUUGUUACAGAUAUUGAGAAGUUGAAAAUCAUUAGCAAGACAAGAUCAUUGGAUGUGGUGAAAGUUAUGAGGUUUUUCACGGACAUUAUGAAGGAUGGCAUCAGUCCUGGUUCGAAUUUGUUACAUGCGAUUGAAGUUCUUGUAUCAGGGCCAAUUGAUAAACAGUCUCUUCUUGAUUCUGGGAUCCUAUGCUGCCUUAUUCAUAUUCUCAAUGCUCUUCUUAGUCCUGAUGAGGCCAAUCAAAGACACUUAGCUGACAGCUCCGAAGAAAAUCUAUUUGAAAAAGGUUAUGAUGGAGAUAUAGGACAAGUCCGCCGGCUUGAGGUUGAGGGAAGUAUUGUACAUAUUAUGAAAGCAUUGGCGAGCCAUCCUUCUGCUGCACAGAGUUUAAUUGAAGAUGAUUCACUUCAUUUAUUAUUUGAGAUGGUUGCUACUGGCUCUUUGAUCGUUUUUUCUCGAUUUAAACAGGGCCUUGUUCCCUUGCAUACGAUUCAGCUUCAUCGACAUGCCAUGCAGAUACUUGGUCUUCUUUUGGUCAAUGACAAUGGAAGCACAGCAAAGUAUAUACACAAUCAUCAUCUGAUAAAAGUUCUUUUAAUGGCUGUCAAGGAUUUCAAUCCUGAAUAUGGUGACUCUGCAUAUACUUUGGGCAUUGUGGACUUACUACUUGAAUGUGUGGAGUUGUCAUAUAGACCUGAGGCUGGGGGAAUCAGUCUCAGGGAGGAUAUUCAUAAUGCCCAUGGCUAUCAUUUUCUUGUUCAAUUUGCGUUAGUACUGUCGAACUUGCAGAAGAAUCAGGACUCUGAGUCUAUCCAGUCCCAAUUUGCUUCCAAGGAAAACUCUGCUUCAGAUGGUUCCUUGGCAUCUGAUUCUGUUGGAAGAAAGGAUUUCACAGGAAAAGGUUGGGCUACUUCACCAGCACUGGCCAGGCUGCUCGAUGUGCUUGUUAAUCUAGCACAAACUGGUCCAUCUGAACCUAAUAUACCUGCUGGAGGCAAAGGUGCCAAAUCUUCUCCUAACAAGGCCGGUGGCCAUGUUAGAACUCGGACAUCAUCUGAUGAAAUGUGGGAAAAAAGAAAUGCUAAAAUUAAAGACCUUGAAGCAAUUCAAAUGUUACAGGAUAUUUUUCUUAAAGCGGAUAGCACUGAACUUAGGGCAGAGGUAUUAAAUAGAAUGUUUAAGAUCUUCUCAAGCCAUCUUGAGAACUAUAUGUUGUGCCAGCAGUUGCGCACGGUGCCUCUUUUCAUCCUGAAUAUGACCGAGUUUCCUCCAUCGUUGCAGGAGAUAAUCUUGAAAAUUCUAGAAUAUGCAGUGACUGUAGUGAAUUGCAUUCCUGAACAAGAAUUACUUUCACUUUGCUGCCUGUUGCAGCAACCAAUAACAUCUGAAUUAAAGCAUACCAUUCUCUCUUUCUUUGUGAAACUUCUAUCAUUUGAUCAGCAGUAUAAGAAGGUUUUGCGAGAAGUUGGUGUUCUGGAAGUUAUCUUAGAUGACCUGAAGCAACACAGGUUUCUUUCCCGCUCAGAGAAGCAAAAUAAGAGCACUAAUCCACUGGAGAAGAAGUCUGGUUCAAGCAGCUUCAAGCAACAAAUGGAUAGCAAGGAUGCUAUAAUUUCUUCUCCCAAGCUAAUGGAAUCUGUUUCUGCGAAGUUUCCUCUUUUUGAGACUGAGAAUACAAUAGCUGUUGCAUGGGACUGUAUGGUCUCCUUAUUGAAGAAAGCAGAAGCCAAUCAAUCGUCAUUUCGAUCAUCUAAUGGUGUCACCAUUAUUCUCCCAUUUUUAGUGUCUGAUAUUCACCGACCUGGGGUUCUCCGGACCCUAUCCUGUUUGAUUAUUGAAGAUGUUGCACAGGCUCAUCCAGAAGAAUUAGGUUCGCUGGUUGAAGUUCUAAAGAGUGGUAUGGUUACAAGUGUUUCUGGUACCCAGUACAAGCUUCAAACUGACGCAAAAUGUGACACUUUCGGAGCCUUAUGGCGCAUUCUGGGAGUAAAUAAUUUGGUUCAAAGGGUCUUUGGGGAAGCCACUGGAUUUUCUCUUCUACUUACCACACUUCAUAGUUUCCAGAGUGAUGAAGCACAGACAGAUGGUCAAUCUUUGUUACUGGUUCAGAUGAAGCUUUUCACAUUUCUGUUACGGGUUAUGACAGCUGGAGUGUGUGGUAAUGCUGUCAAUAGGACAAGGUUGCACACAGUUUUAUCAUCUCAGACAUUUUAUGAUCUUCUGUCUGAAUCUGGGUUACUUUGUGUGGAUUGUGAAAAGCAAGUCAUCCAGUUGCUGCUGGAACUUGCACUUGAAAUGGUACUUCCACCAUCCAGUGUGCCAACAGCACAGAGUGCUCCAUCAUCUGAUUUGGUUGAAGCUGGGUCUGUAUCUUUUCUUUUAAGUGCUUCAUCAGGUUCUUUUAUUCCUUACAAGGAGAGUGUAUACAAUGCUAGUGCCAUCAGCAUCCUGAUCCGCUCGUUGUUAUAUUUUACUCCAAAGGUGCAGAUAGAAGUACUAAGCUUCAUUGAAAAACUUGCUCAAGCUGGCCCCUUCAAUCAGGAAAGCCUGACUUCUGUAGGUUGCGUGGGACUUCUAUUGGAGACAAUCCGCCCAUUUCUUGCUAGCUCAUCACCAUUACUUAGCCAUGCAUUGCAAAUCGUGCAAGUUCUAGGUGCUUACAGGUUGUCAUCAUUGGAGCUCCGUGUGCUUGUCAGAUAUAUUCUGCAAAUGAGAAUGAUGAAUUCAGGUCAUAUUCUUGUUGACAUGAUGGAGAGAUUAGUUCACUUGGAAGAUACUUCAGAAAAUGUUUCUCUCGCACCAUUUGUAGUGAUGGACAUGAGCAAGGUCGGGCAUUCUUCCAUUCAAGCAUCUUUAGGGGAAAGAUCAUGGCCCCCUGCUGCUGGUUAUUCCUUUGUCUGCUGGUUUCAGUACCAUAAUCUCUUGAAACCUCAAGCAAAGGAUCCAGAUCAACCGUUCAAAGCUGGUGCUUCUAAAAGGUGGAAUCCCUCUAGCACGCAAAAGCUUGGGGCCCAUGUUCUCCGGUUGUUUUCAGUAGGUGCUGUGGAUGAUGAAAAUACGUUCUAUGCAGAACUUUACCUUCAGGAUGAUGGUGUUCUAACUCUUGCCACUAGCAGCUCCAGCUCUUUGUCUUUUUCUGGGUUAGACCUUGAGGAAGGAAGGUGGUAUCACCUUGCUGUUGUUCAUAGUAAGCCUAAUGCAUUGGCUGGACUUUUCCAAGCUAGUGUAGCAUAUGUGUAUGUUAAUGGAAAACUGAGGCACACUGGAAAGCUGGGAUAUUCACCAUCUCCAUUUGGGAAGUCCUUGCAGGUAACCAUUGGGACACCUGCUACUUGUGCAAAAGUUUGUCAGUUGUCCUGGAGACUCUGCUGUUGCUAUCUUUUUGAGGAUGUGCUGACUUCAGGUAGUAUAUGCUUCAUGUAUAUUCUUGGUAGAGGAUAUAGAGGGCUGUUCCAAGAUACAGAUCUUUUGCAGUUUGUUCCUAACCAGGCCUGUGGUGGGGGUAAUAUGGCAAUAUUGGAUGCAUUGGAUGCUGAAUAUCCUUUAGUGUCCAAUGCACAAAAAGUUGACAACACCAGUAAACAGGGGAACCCUAAGGCAGAUGGCAGUGGAAUUGUUUGGGAUCUGGAGAGACUUGUGAACCUCUCAUCACAGCUCUCUGGGAAGAAGCUUAUAUUUGCAUUUAAUGGAACAUCUUCAGAAGCUCUUCAAACAUCUGGGACUCUAUCCUUGCUAAACCUUGUUGAUCCAUUAUCAGCUGCUGCUUCUCCUAUUGGGGGUAUACCCCGAUUUGGUCGUCUACAUGGAGAUAUUUAUAUCUGCAGACAAUGUGUGAUUGGGGAUACCAUCCAGACUGUUGGUGGAAUGGCUGUUGUACUGGCUGUUAUUGAGGCUUCUGAAACCCGGGAUAUGCUGCACAUGUCCCUGUCCUUACUUGCUUGUGCACUUCAUCAAAGUCCUCAGAAUGUGCGAGAUAUGCAAGCCUACAGAGGGUACCAUUUGCUUGCACUCUUUCUGCACCGUAGAAUGUCAUUGUUUGACAUGCAGUGUCUUGAGAUCUUUUGUCAGAUUGCUGCGUGCGAGGCUUCAUUUUCUGAACCACAGAAGUUGCAGGAGACGCAUACAAUUCCUUCCCCUGCUGGAGCCAUUCAUGAUGCCAACAACUAUGAGGAUCUGAAUUUGUCAAAAUUUCCUGAUGAAUUCUCAUCAGUUGGAUCUCAUGGUGAUCUUGAUGACUUUUCUGUGCAAAAAGAUUCAUUUAGUCAUAUUUCAGAGCUUGAAAAUGCUGAUUUGUCCUCAGAACCAUCAAACUGCAUUGUUCUCUCAAAUGCAGAUAUGGUUGAGCAUGUCCUGUUGGACUGGACCUUAUGGGUGAUGGCCCCUGUUCCAAUUCAGAUUGCCCUACUUGGAUUUCUUGAGCGUCUUGUAUCCAUGCAUUGGUACAGGAGUCAUAACCUUACAGUCUUACGCCGAAUGAACCUUGUCCAGCAUUUACUGGUGACCUUACAGAGGGGUGAUGUGGAAGUUCCCGUGCUAGAGAAACUAACUGUAUUGCUUGGGGUUAUAUUGGAGGAUGGCCUUUUGACUUCUGAACUGGAGCAUGUGGUCAGGUUUGUGAUUAUGACUUUUGAUCCACCUGAAUUGAAACAACACCAUCAAAUCAUUCGAGAGUCAAUGGGAAAGCAUGUUAUUGUACGAAAUAUGUUACUGGAAAUGCUUAUUGAUUUACAAGUGACCCUAAAUUCAGAAGAGUUGCUUGAGCCAUGGCAUAAGAUUGUUUCAUCCAAGUUGAUAACAUAUUUUCUUGAUGAAUCUGUUCACCCUACCAGUAUGAAGUGGAUCAUGACUCUUCUUGGUGUUUGUCUUGCUUCUUCUCCUACAUUUUCACUUAAAUUUCGGAGUAUUGGAGGUUAUCAGAAUCUGGCAUGUGUGCUUCCAAGCUUCUAUGAUUCCCCAGAAAUAUACUACAUCCUAUUCUGUCUAAUAUUUGGCAAGCCUGUCUAUCCAAGAGUACCUGAAGUCCGCAUGCUUGACUUCCAUGCCCUUAUGCCAAGUGAUGGAAGUUAUGGAGAACUGAAGUUUGUGGAGCUUUUGGAAUCUGUGAUUGCUAUGUCAAAGUCGACAUUUGAUAGGUUGAGUGUGCAGGCUAUGCUUGCUCAUGAAACUGGUAACCAUUCACUGAGUGGUAGCCUUGUGGCAGAGCUUGUAGAAGGAACAACAGACAUGGCAGGGGAACUUCAGGGUGAAGCUUUGAUGCAUAAGACCUAUGCGGCACGUUUAAUGGGUGGGGAGGCAGCAGCCCCUGCUGCUGCCACUGCAGUCCUGAGAUUCAUGGUUGAUCUGGCAAAAAUGUGCUCUCCUUUCUCUGCUGUAUGCAGACGGGCAGAAUUUCUUGAAAGUUGUAUUGAUCUGUAUUUCUCUUGUGUAAGGGCUGCUUGUGCGGUGAAGAUGGCGAAAGACCUAUCUCUAGGAAUAGAAGAGAAGAAUUUGAAUGAUUCAGAUGACACCCACAGUUCUCAGCAUACAUUCUCCAGCUUGCCUCCUGAACUGGAGCAAUCUGUGAAAACUUCCAUUAGUGUUGGAAGCUUUCAACCAGGACAGGUAAGUACAAGUUCUGAGGGUAUUCCUGAGCCUGAAAAUUAUUUGCUUGGUGAUAAAACAGAGGGGAAAACAACUGUUUCUCAGAGGGAGUCAAGCACGCAAUUCAUUCGAGAAGAUGGCCAGACUGUACAUGGUUUUGAUGGUGAAAGUGUUGAUCAGAUGUCUACAGUUACUUCCAGCAUUAAUGAAUAUACUUUCCCGAAUGUAAAUGGGAUGGCAGAUUCAGCUUCUUCUUUAUCUUUUAACAUACUUGAUUCUCCCAUUUUGUCUGAAAAAUCUACUUCCAAAGUUCCACUCACACCCUCUUCAGCCCCGGUGAUUGCUUUGGCUUCUUGGAUUGGCAGCACUGGCAAUAGCGAAGGAAAAUCUCCAGUAGUUGCUACUCCAUCCAUUGGUUCUUCUGUGUCUAUGGGUGAAAAUGAUGCAUCUCAAGAUUUAAAAUCCAGUUCUCAAGGUUCAUCUGCUGCAAACACAUUUCUAUCUGUAAAUCCAAAACUUCUACUUGAAAUGGACGAGUCUGGUUAUGGUGGUGGUCCUUGUUCUGCAGGAGCUACUGCUGUUUUAGAUUUUAUGGCAAAAGUUCUAGCUGAUAUUGUGACUGAACAGGUGAAAGCUGCACCUGUCAUAGAGAGCAUUUUAGAAACUGUUCCUCUGUAUGUUGAUGCGGAAACUGUUUUAGUUUUUCAAGGUCUUUGCCUAAGUAGAUUGAUGAACUUCCUUGAAGGGUGUCUGUUGCGUGAUGAUGAGGAAGAUGAGAAAAAACUGGAUAAGAAUAGGUGGUCUGUGAAUUUAGAUGCAUUGUGCUGGAUGAUAGUGGAUCGUGUAUAUAUGGGUGCUUUUCCUGAGCCAGGUGGCAUACUGCGAACUCUGGAGUUCUUGUUAUCCAUGUUACAAUUAGCAAACAAAGAUGGUAGGAUUGAAGAAGCAGCCCCAACGGGAAAAGGGCUGCUCCCGAUAACUAGAGCAAGCAGGCAGCUUGAUACAUAUAUUCAUGCACUUCUGAAAAAUAUGAACCGCAUGAUCAUGUACUGUUUCCUCCCCUUGUUCUUGACCACAAUUGGAGAGGAUGACCUUCUUUCAUGCUUAGGCUUGCAAAUGGAAUCAAAGAAGAGUUUAUCUUCAAGCUCUUCACAAGAGUCUGGAAUUGAUAUCUGUACUGUCUUGCAGUUAUUAGUUGCUCACAAACGAAUUAUAUUCUGUCCCAGCAACCUAGAUACUGAUCUAAAUUGUUGUCUUUGUAUAAAUUUAAUCUCUCUUCUGCAAGACAGAAGACAAAAUGCACAGAACAUUGUAGUGGAUAUUUUCAAAUACAUGCUGGUACAUCGACGUGCUGCACUAGAGGAGUUGCUUGUAUCUAAACCUAACCAAGGACAGCAUCUCGAUGUUCUACAUGGUGGUUUUGAUAAAUUGUUAACUGGAAGUUCAUCUGUAUUCUUUGAAUGGCUUCAAAGUUCAGGUCAGAUGGUUAAUAAGUUGUUGGAGCAAUGUGCUGCUAUUAUGUGGGUGCAGUACAUCGCUGGAUCGGCAAAGUUUCCUGGGGUGAGGAUAAAAGGGAUGGAGGGUCGUCGUAAAAGAGAGAUAGGACGAAGAUCACGCAAUUCUUUGAAAAUUGAUCAAAAACACUGGGAUCAGGUGAAUGAGCGGCGUUAUGCGCUUGAGUUGGUUCGUGAUGCAAUGGCAACUGAGCUGAGAGCUGUUCGUCAGGAUAAAUAUGGUUGGGUUCUCAAUGCUGAGAGUGAGUGGCAAACCCAUCUCCAACGACUAGUGCACGAGAGAGGAAUAUUCCCCAUGAGAAAAUCCACCUUUUCUGAAGAACCUGAAUUGCAGCUUUGUCCUAUUGAAGGGCCAUACAGGAUGCGCAAAAAGCUUGAGCGUUGCAAAUUGAAAAUUGCUACAAUUCAAAAUGUUCUCAAUGAACAGUUCGAGUUGGCAGAAGCUGAACAGUCUAAAGGGAAAAAUGAAAACAGCAUGGAGGCUUCUGAAACUGAUUCUGAUUCAUUCUUUCAUCUUUUAUCCCAUGGUUCCAAAGAGAAAUCCUUUGAUGGUGGUGUUGACAGUGAGUCUCUUUUUAAAGAAACAGAUGAUGUUAAAGAAGAGGAUGAAGCUUCUGCUAGGGUUGAGUGGAAUGAAGACCUUACUAGCAAUAUAAAUGACGGAAGUCUUUACUCUGCUGGUGAGUUUGGUGUUAAAUCCAGUACUGUUUCUAUCCCAAUAACUGAUGGCAUUCAUGGGAAAUCUGAUCUUGGUUCUCCAGGGCAGACUUCUUCUGUGAAAAUUGAUGAUACAAAAGUUGCAGAGGACAAAUUGGAAAAGGAGUUGCUUGAUAGUGGUGAAUAUCUUAUUAGACCUUAUCUGGAACCUCUUGAAAAGAUACGGUUCAGAUAUAAUUGUGAGCGUGUUGUUGGUCUUGAUAAGCAUGAUGGCGUUUUUCUUAUUGGGGAGCUAUGUUUAUACGUUAUUGAGAAUUUCUAUAUUGAUGAUUCUGAGUGCAUCUGUGAGAAGGAAUGUGAAGAUGGACUCUCUGUGAUUGAUCAGGCUUUGGGUGUGAAAAAGGAUGUUACUGGCAGUAUGGAGUUCGAGCCAAAAUCACCUUCUUUGUGGAGUACCACGGCAAGGUCUUGGGCUGGGGCUAGGGCAUGGGCAUACAAUGGUGGUGCUUGGGGAAAAGAGAAAGUGUGUACUAGUGGCAAUCUGCCGCAUCCUUGGCGUAUGUGGAAACUUGAUAAUGUUCAUGAGAUUUUGAAACGUGAUUACCAGCUGCGUCCUGUUGCUGUUGAAAUAUUCAGUAUGGAUGGGUGUAAUGAUCUUCUGGUUUUCCACAAAAAAGAGAGAGAGGAAGUGUUUAAAAAUUUGGUUGCCAUGAAUCUUCCAAGGAACAACAUGUUGGACACAACUAUUUCUGGAUCGUCAAAACAGGAAGGGAAUGAGGGAAGCCGUCUUUUCAAUAUUAUGGCUAAAUCCUUCUCGAAGAGGUGGCAAAAUGGAGAGAUUAGCAAUUUCCAGUACCUCAUGCACCUCAACACUCUGGCAGGACGUGGAUAUAGUGAUCUCACCCAGUAUCCAGUGUUUCCAUGGGUUCUGGCAGACUAUGAGAGUGAGACUCUUGACUUGUCUGAUCCUACCACAUACCGUAAGAUGGACAAACCAAUGGGAUGCCAAACAGAUGAGCGGGAGGACGAAUUUAAGAAAAGAUACGAGAGCUGGGAUGACCCAGAUGUCCCCAAGUUUCAUUAUGGUUCACAUUACUCUAGCGCUGGAAUUGUUCUCUUCUAUCUUGUACGGCUACCACCAUUUAGUGCGGAGAAUCAGAAGCUACAGGGUGGUCAGUUUGACCAUGCAGAUCGCCUUUUCAAUAAUCUAAGAGACACGUGGUUAAGUGCAGCUGGGAAUGGUAACACAUCGGAUGUGAAAGAACUGAUUCCAGAAUUGUUCUAUAUGCCAGAGUUCCUUGAAAAUCGGUUUAAUCUUGAAUUGGGAGAGAAACAAUCAGGAGAGAAGGUUGGUGAUGUUGUGUUGCCCCCAUGGGCUAAAGGCAGUGCCAGAGAAUUCAUCAGAAAGCACCGGGAAGCAUUGGAAUCAGAUUAUGUUUCAGAACAUCUGCAUCACUGGAUAGACCUCAUCUUUGGAUAUAAGCAGAGAGGAAAGGCAGCUGAAGAGGCUGUGAAUGUCUUCUAUCAUUACACAUAUGAAGGGAGUGUGGACAUAGACUCCGUUACAGACCCUGCUAUGAAAGCCUCUAUACUUGCACAGAUCAACCACUUUGGCCAGACACCCAAGCAAUUAUUUCUCAAACCUCAUGUGAAGAGAAGGGUUGAUAGGAAGCUUCCCCCUCAUCCACUUCGGCACUGUAACCAUCUUGUUCCACAUGAAAUCCGUAAAAGUUCAUCCCCAAUUACUCAGAUAGUCACUUUCCAUGAGAAGAUCCUUCUUGCUGGGACAAAUCAAUUGCUUAAACCCAGAACAUAUGCCAAAUACGUUGCAUGGGGUUUCCCAGAUUGUAGCUUGAGGUUUAUGAGCUAUGAUCAAGAUAGACUCCUCUCUACACAUGAGAGUCUUCAUGGGGGUCAUCAGAUUCAGUGUGCAGGUGUCAGUCAUGAUGGCCGGAUUCUUGUUACUGGAGCUGAUGAUGGAUUGGUUUCAGUUUGGAGAAUCAGUGAGGAUGGACCCCGUAGUCUUCGACGGUUAAAUUUGGAGCGGCCACUCUGUGCUCAUACAGCAAAGAUCACAUGCGUUUAUGUCAGCCAGCCUUAUAUGCUGAUACUGAGUGGGUCAGAUGACUGCAGUAUUAUUUUGUGGGAUCUCAGCACCUUGGUCUUUGUGAAGCAGCUUCCUGAGUUCCCUGCACCGGUUUCAGCAAUAUAUGUUAAUGACCUGACAGGAGAGAUUGUGACAGCAGCUGGAGUUUUGCUUGCUGUAUGGAGCAUCAACUGUGACUGCCUUGCAGUUGUCAAUACCUCCCAGCUUCCAUCUGAUUUCAUCCUCUCUGUGACGAGUGCUGCAUUUUCAGACUGGCAAGACACAAACUGGUACAUUACAGGACAUCAGAGUGGGGCUGUCAAGGUUUGGCAUAUGGUGCAUUGCUCUGAUGAGACAAGUACCCAGAGCAAAUCGACUACCCAUGGAAUGGGAGGGCUAGGGCCAAAUGGUAAAGUGCCAGAAUACAGGUUGGUCCUCCGCAGGGUACUUAAGUACCAUAAGUAUCCGGUGACUGCCCUACAUCUUACAAGUGAUAAGAAGCAGUUGUUGAGUGGGGAUUCAGGUGGGCACCUUUCCUCAUGGACCCUACCAGAUGAGAGCUUGAGAGAUUCAGUUAGUCAGGGGUGAUAUUUGCAUAGGUGACGAUGCGUGGCUGAAUUGCACCUUUUGUCCAGUUGGGGCAAAUACUGGUUCCAUAUCCCAAACCCAGGCUGUGGUUUGUCCUUGUGAAGAUGUGUGUUUUCAAAAAUGGGAGCAAGAAGCAAGACACUAGGGCUUUCGUGGUGAUGGAAUGACACGUCUGGAUGACAAGGAUGAAGAACACCCAACAGUUGCUGAUGUGUUCUGAUAUUAGUCGAGCACAAGAAAUGUGUGGAAAUGCAUUGUGAGCUGAAGUGACAUUUCAGAGAUGACAGCAUGCUUUGGCAUGUGAUUGGUGAGGGUUUCAGCUUAUUAAAGGUUUUGGAUCUGCUGAGGCAUUGUCACGACUGGUUUUGAUGUAAAUAGGUGGAUGACUAACAAAUAUAGCAAAUUGUAUAGUAGGAGUUUCUCCGGGAGUGCUCAGUUGGGUGGAAAUGAUCUCGGCAGAACAUGUGAUGGACUACUAGAGGCUGAUUUGAGUGUUUCUUUUGUGUCUAAUUCUUUUUGUAUUGUUGUAAUUUGGGCACUUGUGCUAUUUUUGCAAUGAAACAAUGGCUUAAGUCUCC